Messenger RNA from Penicillium longicatenatum, 1383 nucleotides. RefSeq names its product RCC1 domain-containing protein. The transcript has a single exon. The record is from RefSeq and is a predicted model, not a curated record. Gene Ontology annotation, cellular component: cytoplasm. Gene Ontology annotation, molecular function: guanyl-nucleotide exchange factor activity. The coding region runs from base 1 to 1383 and encodes 460 amino acids. Lineage: Eukaryota; Fungi; Ascomycota; Eurotiomycetes; Eurotiales; Aspergillaceae.
AUGAAUCUCUUUGCUUUCGGCUCCAAUGGGUCCGGACAAUUAGGUCUUGGCCACACAGAAGACGUGUCUACCCCAACACAAUGCCUCUUCACAGCACCCUUUGCAGCAUCCGCUGAGAAUCAAGGCCAAAACCCAGUGAGCCAUGCGAAAGACAAAAUCGUUCAGAUCGUCGCUGGAGGAAACCAUACACUCCUCUUAACGCGACAGGGUCAUGUCUAUGCGGCGGGGUACAAUUUGGAUGGACGCUGCGGACCAGAUACACACAUCGACCUCUCAAACGACCAAGCAAAAGACGAUACAACGAGACUUCAAAGUGAAGUGAGCAACAUUUUAAAAUUUCAGCGUGUGAUUCUCACGGAUUCCACAACUGGAUGUACCGUUGACACCUUUAAAUCCGUUUCCGCGACAUGGGAGGCGUCUAUCCUUAUCGCCAGUGUAUCAACACGGAUCAACACCCCCGGUAAUCAUGAUGAUCACACUAUCUACAAUGAUAAAGUCUUUGUCCAGGGAUCGGCUCUGAAAGGUGAACUCGGCCUCGGCGAUAACACCCUAACGCACGGCACGUCCGUGACACCGGGUACGUCGAUACCUAAUUUCCCUCCGCUCGGCACGACAGUCUCUGCGCUGGCAAGCGGGAUGGGGCAUUCAGUUGCUAUUCUCUCGAACGGAGAUGUCUACGGAUGGGGCGGGUCCCGGAAGGGUCAGUUGGGCGAGGAACUCAAGGGGGCCAAGAUUGUAUGGUCGCCAAUGCAAAUCUCGGGAAUUCCGUUUCCUGCUACGGGCGCUGUGUGUGGCCGCGAGUUUACGGUUGUGAUUGGAAGGCGGGAGAAGGGGGAGUUUUUGGUUCUCGGCGAUAAGGGAAAUCGGUGGGGAGUUUUGGAUGUGAAGGAUUCUGAUGCUUUACGGGUACGGAUACGAGGUGAAGAAGGCGUAGAAGCUAGUGUGGAUUCCUCUUGUGCUCCUUCUACUAGCGUUUGGAGUGGGGCUGCAUUGUGGGGAUUUGAGGAUAUUGGGGCAAGUUGGCAUGGGAUUUAUGUCCAUGUGGCUGCGCUAGCUGAAGGUUCUUCAUCCCCUGCCGUUGUAAAGGAGAAUUCGCUUGUUGCCUGGGGCCGCAAUGAUCGCGGUCAACUUCCACCGCCUGGUCUUCCUGCUAUUAACAGGCUUGCCGUUGGCAGUGAGCAUGUCCUUGCGCUCUUACAGGAUGGGUCCGUGGCCGCCUUUGGGUGGGGCGAGCAUGGAAAUUGUGGACCGGAUACGGAUCCCCACGGCAAUGUGGCUGGCACGUUUCAAAUGAUUUCGCUACCAGAUGCUGCGCAUACUGCUGGUGGGAGGGUCGUUGAGAUUGGAGCUGGAUGUGCAACAAGUUGGGUGAUUGUGGAAUGA